Messenger RNA from Acanthoscelides obtectus, 432 nucleotides. Lineage: Eukaryota; Metazoa; Arthropoda; Insecta; Coleoptera; Chrysomelidae. The record is from the annotation of a GenBank genome assembly.
UUUGUUUAGUAUGUAUCUCUCAAGCAACAUUGCCAGAAUAAUUAGUUUUCUUUUUCAGUCUUCCGAUCUGGAUAAUUUUCCAACCAUAAGCAUACAUGUUUUUCGGCAAAAGAAGGCACCGAUCAUAAGUCCCACAGAUCAGACGAUGAUUUCAGUGACGGAGAAAUAUUUCCCAAACAAAUGAGCUUAACGAUGAAAAAGUGCCUUCAGGACUUGACAACAUUGCAGUUCCCAUUGAGUAUUUUACAAAGUUUUUUUCAUUUGAUCUAAUGGAUAUAAUGGUCUAUCAGACAAAUCUUUAUAGUACUCAGCAACUUGGGCAAUGUAUUGAUAUAAAUCCGUCAGAAAUAACGGAUUUUCUAUCUAUACUGAUUAUGGUGUAAUAAAACUUCCUGCCAUAGAAUAUUUUUGGGCAGCUAGUAUAGAGUAGAU